Bombus pyrosoma is the source of this 11477-nucleotide messenger RNA. RefSeq names its product fasciclin-1 (gene Fas1). The record is from RefSeq and is a predicted model, not a curated record. Gene Ontology annotation, molecular function: cell adhesion molecule binding. Lineage: Eukaryota; Metazoa; Arthropoda; Insecta; Hymenoptera; Apidae. Gene Ontology annotation, biological process: cell adhesion; extracellular matrix organization. Bases 464 to 2509 code for a protein of 681 amino acids. Gene Ontology annotation, cellular component: extracellular matrix. The transcript is spliced from 16 exons.
GUUCCGCGCCAUCCUCCGUAUCGUUGACACGUCCUACGAAAAGAGUGUAGAGAGUCAGUCGGUACGUUCGCUUCUCUCGUGACUCGUCUUGUGCGUUGAUCCUUGAUUUCUCGUGACACCGAGCGAUCUCGUCGUUCGGUUUCCACGAGCCUGUCGUUUCGUGGUCGACGGAGCACGUAAGCAUCUUCUUUAUUUCAAAUAACGCGCGUGCAUCGGACAGUGCGCGUGCCGUGCGACCGUUGGGUCGCUGACUUUCAAAACAGUCUCGAUCGCGCUCUCGACCUAUCGACAACGUCAUUGUGCCGGAGGAGCGCGUAUAUCGACCCGUGAUCCUCUGCAAUCGUUUUUGCGUUCUUUUAUUCUCACUGUGUCGUCAGUACGAAAUUACCGUCUCGUAUAGUGGAUUGGUGAAUUUCGGGUGUGACAUUCUUUGUUCGGUUCAGUGAACAUUUCACGGGGAACUAUGUCGUCAACUGGCAACUAUCUGUUCACCGCGGUGAUUAUCCUGAUCGUCUCUGCGACCGGAAUCAUCGCCACUGUAACCAUGGAUGCCAAGAUUCGCGACGACUCCGACUUGUCCCAGUUUUAUCAGUUAUUGGAAGCAAGUCAGGUAGCUAACACCACGCUCACGUAUCGUCACGUGACGGUUUUCGCGCCAACAAAUCGAGCUUUCCAAAAGUACAGCGGAACUACGAAAAACUUGGUUCUCUACCAUAUGUCGAACUCUCCAAAAACGAUUGAGAACCUAGGGGAUUCAAUCUCGUCGGAGUUGGAAGGUAAUCCACCCUUGUGGGUCACCAAGAAACCUGGCACGCAUGGUCAGGAAGUCUACAUAAAUAAUGCGAAGAUCCUUAUGGAACGUAGCAACUUUCAAUCGAAGGUUACCGUUGCUGGUGACGUAAUGACUCAGGUUUUACACAUAAUCAACGAAGUAUUGGAGCCAGUACGCUCGAAUUCCGCGGAAAUGCCAAUUUAUAGCCCGAACGCCUUCGAAUUUCUAAAUCAAAGUGAAAAUCUCGACUUGGGUGUUCAUCGUGUUCGCAUCUUCCGAAAGCGGAUCUUGGAGGAGAAGAAGGAGGAAGUCUUCAAGGCGGACGGACGUUACACCUUUCUUAUCCCCGUUGAGGAGGGUUUCCGGCCGUCGCCCAGGCCGGAGAAGGUUGACCGCGUGGUAAUUGAUGGUCACGUGAUACCCAACAACGUCCUCUUCACAACACCGACACCUCACAAUGUACCUUAUGAAACCCUUGCGUUCACUGACAACGUCAAGGUCACCGUUAGCUUCCUCAAGGAACACGAUAAAGUUUACGUGCAAUCGAAUACCAUGGUUGGUGACGUGAGCCAUCCAACCGGAGUCGUGUUAGCAGAAAUAAUUAAGCCGAACAUUCCAGUGCGCAACGGUGUAGUCCACUUGAUUCAACGACCUCUUAUGGUCGUCGAUACCACAGUGAAGGACUUCCUCGAGUCCUUCAAGGGCAUCGAAAAGAAGGAUGGGCCAGUGUAUAAGUUUUACGAGACCAUGCGAGAUUUCGGCGGAGAGAUCAUGAGCACCAUCAGUCGUCUUCAUGAUGUCACCCUGUUCGCGCCCAGCAACGCUGCUCUUGAGGAACCUGGUGUACAGAAGAUUCUGCAGAACAAGGAACGUGUGAAGGAGAUCCUGAAUCUUCACUAUGUGAAGGAACGGUUGCCACUCGAUAAAAUCAAGAACAAGAGCGUCAGCCAGAAAUCCUCGAUCGGGAAGCCACACUUUGCGGUUGCCACAGCAGCAGACAGGAAGAAGCUGUACUUCAAUGUGGCUCAGGAACCAAGCGGAAACCAGAUAGUGACCGUCGAAGGUGGUGGCGUGAACGCAACAGUGGUCACUGCAAAUAUCGCUGCUACCAAUGGACUGAUUCACAUCAUCGACAGAGUUCUUGGUGUGCCCUAUACCAAUGUGCUGGAAAAACUCAGAACCGACCCUAUGCUCAAUUCCACCUACUUCCUUGGACAACGCAUUGGAUUCAACAGUCAACUGAACGAAACGAGGACGCGUUUUACAUACUUUGCCCCACGCGAUUAUGCCUGGAGUGUAUCUGCUAUCAGUUACCCAUCUACUACGAAAAAGAUCUUCAUGCCUGAAUACAGCUAUCACGCGAGACAAAUCUUAGAACGACACCUCGUGAUAGCAGAUGAAGCGUACACGAUGGCGAAGCUAAGAGAGAUGAAACACAACGAGACCUUCGUUCUUCCUGCAGCCAGAGACAGUCUGAAGCUUCGUGUCCGUGAAGCUGGCGAAAAUGACACGUACGACGAAAACAUGAUCCGACCAAAAACUUUCGGUUACCAGAUCGAGUGGGAGGGUAUAUGGAUUCGAGUGUUUCGUCCGGACGUCGAAUGCACCAACGGUAUCAUCCACGUAAUCGAUGCAGUCUUACUGAAGGACAGCGACAUCAGGGUGACCGGAACCGCGUCGAUCUCUAGCCUCGCAUCACACUUGAUCAUGAUCCUGGUAGCCAAGUGGCUGCUUUAAGGACGAAUCUCUUCUAAGUCUGUCAUAGGUGCACCUAGGAAUUUAUUUCGGGACCGUCUCCGAUCGUCCUCGUCCAAGAAAACGCAGUGCACGAGAUCCGGAUUCGAACUUUGAACUUGAACUCUGAACUUUGAAGGAAGUUGUUUUGAACGCGUGUUCGUCAGAGUCGAUGAUAUCGGUCCUCGAACGACUCUAUUCCCGAAUAUUCGUAGAGAUCAGAGUGGUCCGCGAUCUCUCAAGUGUCGCUGCGUAAACUGUGUUCGAGGGGUUUUGGCUUUCGCCUCGCUUUUAAUGGAAAAAGAAUAAAGGCCCCCUUAUAUGUGUUCCCCGUGAAGAAAUCGAGGCACGAUCGAUGGAUCGGGGACGAUCCUGAAUGCGAAGCGACUCCAAGUCGAGACUCUUGACCUGAUCUACAAGAGAAGAUACCGUGGUUUCUGUCUCGAUCAGACAAGAGCCUAACCGAUCGAUAAGCAACGUGGGCGAAGCUUAAACAGGAACCAUACUAUUUAGCAGUUUCAAAGUUGAAUUAUCGUCGUCAGUAAUGGUUCACUACGAACGUGCAGGUGUUAUUACGUAACUAUAGAGAUUCUUUUGAUUUGAAGUUUUAUCGUAUCGAUAGGAACCGUCAGGUGUCUCGUGCGCGCGCUCGUAUGCCCCAGGAAGUCUAACACGAGAGUCUUCGAGGACCUCGCACGAAUAAAAUACAGAAGAGAAAAGAUUUCAACGGCGACGAUCGCGCGGCGAGGCAAUUUCGCGAGUUAGAGGCGCCAUUGAUCGUACCAAAUGAUAAAUUAACCGUACCAACCAAGUAAGUAAUUUAGAGAAAACUUUACGAACGAGAAAGAACGAACGUGAAGAUAGAGCAGACAUUUCGGGGAACUUUCUUCGAGUACAAGGGCAACGAGGGUUGGCCUUUUCUAGAGCAAUUCUAUUCAAUUUCUCGUUAGGCUGGCAGAGAAGAGCACGUUUCUUCUUAUUUUAUUUUACUCGAUUCAAGUUACCAUGCUGGCGUUCCUCUUUUCUGAACGACCUAGGAUUACGACCAUACGAAAGUUCAACCAAACUGUGGAGGAUCAAAUUGUUCUUUCUAUACCGAUAUUUUAGAAGAAACGCAGAUAUAAGGAUAAUAUAUUCCUAACGCGUCACGCGUCUAACGUCGGUUUAGAUCGAACGCCGUUGAUCAUUCAGGCCAUAAAACUUUUUCGUACAACAUACGACUCGCCUAAUUAUGGUACUUCGAUUUCAUUAACGAUGAUACGCUAUAGUUCUGUAUGUAUGUAUGUAUGAACGUCAUUUCUCAUGGCGCAUGAAUCAUGCGGCGAGGUAUACGAGUCGCCACCUUGUCGGCAUCGUCGAAGAAUCAAAUGAAAAUUGGUUCUAUGAGAACUCUGUCGAUGUACAUAACAUAGGUAAAGCUAAACUUGUCCAAAACUCUGCAAUACUAUCUAUACGCAGAUCUGAAUUAAUCAAUACUAUAUUGAGAAACUGUCUGCUCCAACCAUUAACAGAAGAAAAUCAAAAACAGAAGAAAGUGUAGUAGGAUUUCAUUUUUCUGAAUCCGUUUGGUACAAGCAGUUCAUAUAAUAGGACUUCGAUGAUUCUUUUUAAUAACUAUGACCUUUCGUUCAUGUGAAAGAAUUUUACACUCUCAGAUAAAUAGAUUCAAACGGCAGUUAAUUUAGUUCAGGUAUAUCGAUCAAAAAGAAGUGAUUGGACGAUUGAUAUUAUAUUUUACUUCGAAAUGAGUGGCCAUUUUUUUGGAAAGUAGAUAACAACAAGUACAAAAAUUUAAUCCGCGUAUUUAAUUUACACCUCGAGUUCGAAAAAUUAUAUUAUAUAUCGAUACUACGUAUUAAUAUUGUUAAUUGUGUACUAAUUAAAAUUUUUUCUAAUAAAUAUAACAAUAAUUUUAUUAUAGAUACAAAUGUAAUAAUAAAAUAAUUUUUGUCUGUCCAAAUCAAAAAAUUAUUCGAAAACAUGGAUAACAAAGUUAUCGUGUCAUAAAAAUAGUUAAAAAUAAACUGAGUGAAUAAUGCAGUAUCCCACUAUAGUACUCCAGAGUUAGAAAUCCUCUUGACCCAAAAAACGAAACUUUGAAACGAUAAUUGGGCAUCGUUAACUUUCGACGCGUGGUUUUGCGCCUUAGUUGUGAUUUCCAAUUACACUUGCUCUCUGUAUCAUAUCGUAUUACACUGUUUACUUACUGAUAAUACUGCCACGUCAUAUUGCAAGCCGAAUUAUACUUGCAAACGAGUUUUUGUACAAUUAUCCUUAAAAGAAACGGGAGCUUUGCCCAUUAGAAGUGACUCGAUCACAUUCCGACAUUCUGCGGGUUAUUUGAACGAAUCUUUGCAUUUAAAGAGAAAUUUUCAAGGCGAAUUUGUUUCUUGCUUAACGCAUUCGCUGCUACCGACGCAUACUUAUAUUGUGCCACUUAUUGAAUUAGAUUUUAAUUGUAAAUAAUUUUGCUGACAAAGCUAUUGUGUUUUUAAAUUUGUGCCUUUUCAUAGACGGACAGACUGUGAGAGACAGUGACUUAAACAAAAUGUCACUAUUUGAAAUAAUUAUAGUAGCAGUGAAUGUAUUAAUAUGUUACUUGUGCUUGGACUGGGUAAUUAAUUAUUACCAUGCAAGUUUAAGUGGAACCAAAGUUCUUUUCGUUACCAUACUCAAUGCUUGGUAUCAAUUAAGAGUUAAACAUGCAAUUUUAUUCGAAGUAUUAUUCGAGAAAUAUUACAAAUAUUAUUCAAAACAUUAAUUGUAUGAAAACAAAUGCAGUGAUUAUACCAGCAUAGGAAUCAUAUGGCAGACGAAGCCUUUGUCUUGUUACUUUCCUGAUUUAUGCGAGAAUUCGUUUAAGCAGACUGCAUAACACGUAAAAUACUCAUCCAGAAACUUUUUCUUUUUUAUCGACUGUACAGUGCUAUAUAUAAUAUAUCUAUACAUAUAUAUUAUAUAGAAUCAUCUGUGUCAAUGCACCGUGUCACAAUAAUGUCGUAACCGAGAUUAUUCCCGGAUUUGUAUUUUGUUUCGACUAACGUAUCUCAGUUUAAUCUUCUGCUAUUUUAUACCUUUCUUUUUACUUUAUAUUAAUAUUAUAUAAAAUAACAAUUCCUACUAUACGUAACUAUAUAAUAAUUAUAUGUAAUUAAUUAAUUUGAAUCUAGUGAGUAGUUUAAUUUUUAAACUCCAUAAUCUCACUUGAACUGAUAUACACAUAUGAGAUAGCGAAAGGUUAAACUGUAGACUCGUAAUCCAAAAUCAAGAAACAAACCCGAAAGAUUAUAAGCAAAUGACACAUCACAGUUUCAUUCCACGAUUAGUAAGAGCUUAGCUAUGUGUGUACAAGUAAUUACAAAAAUCGCGCGUGUCUGUUAAAAACAGAGAAUAGAUACAAUCUAUGAGAACCAUUAGAGGUCAGUCAGGUAGAAGACGAGAGAACCUGAGUAUUCGAAGGUGAAGAAAGAAACGCUUCGGAAUUUCGUUUCUUCAUAGAGAAUAAAAUAUUGCGACGAAAAUAGGGCAGGGGGGAUAAACGAAUAAAAUAGCGGAAAGUGUCGUUCAGUAAUCGAAACGCCGAAACUAAAAAUGGAAGAAAAACAAUGAACGAUCGGAUCGGACACUGUCGGGUUUCCGGUCGUUUCACGCGCGUUAGUUAGAAGGAGCAAAAAAAAAAAAAAAAAAAAAAAAAAAAAAAAAAAAAAAAAAAAAAAAAAAGAAAGAAACACAACAAACAGAAAAAGAAAUAAGGGAAGACAGAAGACUUGUAAUUAAGAAAUCAUUCAGCUACCGCAAUUCUCUUGGCGAAAAUGAAAUAAAGAAAAAAAAAACGGAUUAAUAGAAGAAUUCGAUGUUAUACGUGUUGAUAUCAGUCUAUACAUAUAUAUGAAAAAAGUAAAUAAAUAUAUAAAUAUAAAUAUAUAAUAAACAGAGAGAUAUAUUGACGAGGAAAGAAAGUACGAUUGAUAAAAGACGAGAAGAAACUGAGAGAAAAAAGAGAAAAUAACAGAAAUACUAUCAAACGAUACCUUAAAACUUGUUGUUGGGAUGAAUUGAUAUUAUGAAUUAUUAAUUAUUAUUAUUAUUAUUAUUAUUAUUAUUAUUACAUAUAUAAAUAUACAUAAACUCUAAAUAAACACUGUUUGUUCGUUAGACGAGAACUUAAGAUUGAAAAGUAAAAAAAAAAAAUGGAUAAAAAAAAUAGUAAAACUCUAUUUCUUCGUGUAGAUGCGUCUUUAAUAUUCAGCUUGUUCAAGCGUAACGCCGAAACGAAAAUCGCAUAUUCGCAGCUGUGUCUGGGUUGUGAAUGGUGUGAAUGGAAAUGCGAGAGACGGAAUUUCGAAAGGAAAUGUCGUCACACGGAACUCCGAAAAAGUAUCACAAACAGGAGAAAAACAGCAUAUCCGACGUUCCCUUCUAUUGUUUAUCCCGACAUACUUUUCUUUUCCUUUUAACGGAACUCGGCGAACCCGUUUUCGUAUCGUUUUCACGAUUCGUACAUUAUCGUCCAUAUAUUUUUCGGCAGUUGAUACAAUUUUGUCGAAAAAUAUUAUGAUAUUUUAAAGUUAUAAUCGAAGAACACUUGUUUUCCAUUAAUUCUUUGGAUCGUGCCACAACUGAAAUUUUAAUUUGUCAAUUGAGCGGACGAGUUAGCUCGUUACUCGGACUCCCAAUCUGUUGAAUUAAAAACUGAGACAUUCGUCGCUUAUCGAAUGAGAUACUGAGUUAUUUUAUUUUAUAAUUUGAAAGUAUCCGAACACUUAUGGACAGUAAUGUAUGUCAUUUAAACGCGAAAAUGUGACGAAUAUCCUGGCUAACUCUGAACAUAUACGAUAAAUCUUGCGAAUCGAAAUGAUGAGAAAUCGUGGAUCGUUAAACGGAAAUAAUGAAAUAAAGAAGUCGAACCGAGCGAAUACACUCGAGAUUUGUAGACUCAGUUGCAUAUCCAAACACACAGCACACACGCCUCUCAGCUCGCUUUUGUCAGUUUUGCUAUAAAAAAGAUCGAAGAUUUUCGAAAUGGAUUGAAACACGUAUGUCAAAAGUAGCGGUAUAUCGGACAAUUGUACAGUUCGACGAAGAUGUUUCUCGUGGUUUAAAAAAUCUCGAGGAUAUCUCGUCUGAAGCAUUGUUGCUAUUUGAAAGGGAUCUUUUAAUUUUAGACAGGACGGAAUUUUUCGUACUAAAUAAUUGUACAAUCGUCAUAAAGCACGUGAUACGAGUAAUAAUACAUAUUAGGGAAGACAGUUAUACGAAGUAAUAACUGUUUUGUUAUUUAAAAAGAAUCAUGUCUUGAUCAUAAGGAUCAUCAAAUUGAAAUUUAAUGUAACAUAAUGAUUGGUAAAUGUGGUAAAUUAUAGGUAUUUAAAUGAAAUUUAACUCAUAUCAGAGUUUCGUUGGAAAUCUCUUUGUCCUUACAUAGACGUCCUUCUUCUCAUUAGCUCUCAUUUUGUUAGUAUUUCGUCGUAUCUUUUAUAACACGUUUAAUACCUAAAUUUCGAUACUUGAAAAUCGUAUCCGGAUAUGAAAGAUUGAAUUACUCAUUAAAGUAAUAAAGCGAUAAAAAGUAUAUAUGAAUUACGAAUAAUUAAAAAUAUUCGACUCAUCAAAAUCAUACUUCGAUUCCGAAAAACUUGAAGCAAAGUGUAUCCUCAUUUAUGCAAAUUUAAAAAUCCCUCGAAGAAAAGGAAGAAGAAUUCAGAAACUUCUUUAAUAUAAUAAAGUGCCAUUUAUAUCAUAUUAAAAACAAACGACUUUUUUCACAGUACAACGUACUGAAAGAACGUCGUUAUAUUCUGUUCUACAUUCAUUAAAUCUCAGAGAUUGAACAAAAAUUGAUAAUUUCUUCAAUUUAUAGAUAAGUACAAGAAAGUUGAAUUGUUCGCAAUUAGUUAAACAGUCGCCGAGAAUCUCGUAUACAUGUACUUUAGUCCUUGACCAAAGAAGUAGGCGUGUAAAGCGGUCGACGAUUCAUUUUUCUCGCGUACCUCGAUUAAUUAAUUAGAUUCACUCCUCGCGUGAUAAUUAAUCGUUAAAUUCUUGGAAAAAAAAAAAAAUAUCUUUUUGCGUGACUAUUUGUACAUUUUGUAGAUAUAUCUACUAUGUACACUUCAAUAACAGGGAAAAAUACCAUUGCACCAUUGCGUUUGGUGGUCGAAUUAAGUCGCAUUUCUGACACGAUACGUUCCCAAAGAUUCGUUUCCAUCGUCUCUUAUCUUCUCGUUUAUUUCAGAUUCGUUCGUUCGUGAUCUGAUUCUUCCGAUGAGUCGAAAAUCAACAUCUGUUCGAACUUAAUCGUAGAGUGUGUGUUCAUAAAGGGAAUUCAGUCGUGACGAGGAAAAAAGAUUCAAAAGCGUGUUAAAAUAUUUUUUGUCGAGAACGUUUAAGAAAAUUAACUUUUUUCUGAAAUUAUUACUUCGUUUGUAAAUGUCCGCAAAUUAUCUACAGUCCUCUGUGAAUUAAUAAUAUAAAGAAUAUCAGAUAAUUGUAAAAAAAAAAAAAGAUAAAUUAUUAUUAUUCGAUAUUGCUUCCUACGUAUAAAAUUUUCUUUGUAAUAAAUCUAAUUUUUCCUAUCCUCGUAACGAGCUUCUGAUUAUCUAGUAUUUUGCUAAUACUCAUCUAGUAUUUUGUUAUUCAAGUGAAUCAAACUUACGUAAGGAUAAUAUAUAUAAUUACACGUAAUUACGUAAAAGAAAUUCUCCCUCGAAUAUAUAUUUGCGUUCUGUUCUUAAGUAACGGGUAAGGGAAAAGAGAUUCAUACCAAUCGUUCCUCGAAGCAAUCAUUCUGUCACCGUUACUCUGUUAUUACCAUUAUCGAUUCUAUGAUGUAAGAAGUUACUGUCUGAAUUUUAGGAACUAGCACUAAGGCAUCGUUCGCAGGAACACAAGCGAAAAUCAUCGCGGAACUCCACUUCGUAUACACGUUUCCUACGUAGGUACCUAUACAUCACACGUGUCUAUAGAGGGUACUGUUCAAGCGGGUUGCUGAACUUUGAGAAAGUAUUUUGCUGACGUUGAGGGUGAAUUAAAAUUUUGUUCAACUGAUGUUGAGCUAUUCUUCGCAUAUAUUUCAUACGACACUAAAAAACUGAAAAUUUAAACGUUAAAUUGCUACAUAUGACUCCUUCUCGAACGAAGAUUCUAAAAUAAUUUUACGAUGAUUUUAGUCGCAAUUCUAUUUUUAUGAAAAAUUAUUUAUGAAGCAUUUUAGAUUAACGUGCCUAUAAGACAUUGUUAAAUUUCGCUUUUCAAAAGUCAUAUCUGAUGAAUAACAAAAAUAACAAAUAUUAUUGCUAAAAAGCGUUAUUUUAAGUCGCACCGAUAUUUACAAAUCUGUUAAUUAAAAGAUGACGAUAACGAUAAGAUUAAAUUUGCAUCCGUAAGCUUUCACUACAGAACACGCGGAACUCUACACCAAAGUUUAGCCCUGCAUGGAGAUGUUUCUUGCAGCGAACGAACGUCGAACAGCGUUUUCUCUAUACUCGUCGUCGUAGAUCCUUCCGAAUCGCGCGUUUUCUUCAGCCACGUGUUGCCAUUUGCAUUUAUCUCACUACGAAACCACGAAACAUCACUCAAUCCUCAUAAUCGCCCUUGUGAUUAGCGAACGUUAGAACGUUACGAGAAUUUUUUUCUCAAUUAUUCGCGAAUACACAACUGGUGAUUUAAAUGCAACUAGUAAUUAACGUAUAUGGCACCUUUACGUAACGUAAAAUCAUUACUAAAUAAGGGUAUAAUAGUCGAUAACGAGAUAACACAUAAGAGAGGAGGACGAGUUUGUUCAUUUUGAAAAAUCGCGGACGAAACGAGAAAACGUAAGGUAUAAUAAGUGAUUUAAUAUUUUAAGAGUUGGAUAUAGGUACCGUCAAGAUUAAAACGGGAUUUAACUAAUUGAAUUUAAAUAAUUAAAUUUAACUAAGGAUUAUUUAUUAGCUAUUAUAUAUAUAUAUUAUAUAAUAUAUAAAUAUAUAUAUGUAUAUUAUAUAACUAUAUUAUAGUAGGGGAAUCAAAUUUUACGUACCACAGAGCUAUUUGUACAAAAGCCGAUUUUAUUUCGAUCAUUCAUCCAUGGAUUAAAACGUCGCUCGAUAUUUAAAUUGCCAAGCAGAGCAACACUCGAUUUAAGUAACAUACACAUAUAUACAUAAUUAUAUUUUAGAUAAUUAACCAGCAGAGGAUUCUAGUUUUCUUCUUAGGGGCUUAGAUGUACGUGUAUUACAUUUGUCUGUAUUUUCAGAGUUAAUCAUUAAGUUUCUUUCUUUCUCGAAAUCACGCGAUUAUCGCGAGGGACGACAGAGACUUCUUGUGUAAAAUUUUUACGAGAGAAUUCGCGCAUUUCGAGCCACCUGAAUUUACAAAUGUGUGUGUGUCUGUAUUCGUAGGGCGAACGACGUGACAUCAGUGCCCAAUAAUAAUAAAAUUAUCUCCCAACAAUAGCAAAUAAAUAAAAAUAAAUAGAUAAAAAAAAGGGAAAAAGGUAAAAAUAAGGAAUAACAAGUUAAAAGGAAUUUUUUUCUGGUUUGGGAAGAUCGUACGAAUGCAAUGGUACUUUGAUCGUCGUUUGCCCAAUCGUUGAACGAUCAUGUCACUUGUAUCUCGCUUGACUACACUGUGUAGACUGUGGUCGCUUAUGCUGUAUGAUUUUACAAAGAAUAAAGAACACCUAUAAGAUAGUUUAAGUGGGUUUCGUUGAUUGAAACGUGUCGUUCUCGCGGGAACGGAAGCGUAUCGUGUUUCGAUAAUUUUCAGACUUCAUGUCGCGAAAUCACACCAAUAUUGAACAAGCAAAAUAUACCUAUGAAGUUAUUUUAACAUGGUAUACAUCUAUUUAGUAACGAAACGAAAUGUCCACGAGUCGUUCAAGAAAGAAACGCGAAUAUCUAUGUUCUUAAAUUUUGCAUCGUAAAUUAUGAUAUUAUUUUGGCUGUAUAAUUUUACAAAAAAUAAAGAAUACUUACGAAACAAGUUUAAA